AGAAGGUCGUUCGUGAAGGUCUCUCUCUCUCUCCAUAAUACAACUCUCUUCUUCUUCAGUUUCAUUUUGAACAGUUGAGAGACAAUAAAGAAAAAAUGGAAGGAAUAGAUCACCUGGCACCGGAGAGGAGCAAGUCGCAGUUCGACGUCGAUGAGAUGAAGAUCGUCUGGGCUGGCUCUCCCCACGCCUUCGAGGUCUCCGACAGGAUGUCUCGUCUCGUUGCCAGCGAUCCCGCAUUCAGAAAGGAUAAUAGACCCAUGCUUGGUAGGAAGGAGUUAUUUAAGAACACUAUGAGGAAAGCAGCUUAUGCAUGGAAAAGGAUUAUUGAGCUUCGUCUUACUGAAGAAGAAGCUUCCAUGCUUAGAUCCUUUGUGGACGAGCCUGCUUUCACGGAUCUUCAUUGGGGAAUGUUUAUUCCUGCUAUCAAAGGACAAGGCACUGAGGAACAGCAGAAACAGUGGUUGCCUUUGGCUCAAAAAAUGCAAAUAAUUGGUUGCUAUGCUCAAACUGAACUUGGCCAUGGAUCUAAUGUUCAAGGGCUAGAAACAACUGCAACGUUUGAUCCAAAAACAGAUGAGUUUGUAAUUCAUAGCCCCACAUUGACUUCCAGCAAAUGGUGGCCUGGUGGAUUGGGUAAAAUUGCAACGCAUGGUGCUGUCUAUGCUCGUCUACUUACAGAUGGUCGAGAUUAUGGAGUGCAUGGCUUCAUUGUCCAGCUCCGGAGCUUGGAUGAUCACCUACCACUUCCAGGCAUAACUAUUGGGGAUAUUGGAAUGAAAUUUGGAAAUGGAGCAUAUAACACCAUGGACAAUGGGGUUCUACAGUUUGAUCAUGUACGAAUUCCAAGGAAUCAAAUGUUGAUGAGGGUUUCACAGGUUACAAGAGAAGGAAAAUAUGUACAAUCCAGUGUUCCGCGACAAUUAGUUUAUGGUACUAUGGUAUAUGUGAGACAAACCAUUGUGUCGGAUGCAUCAAUUGCAUUGUCUAGAGCAGUUUGCAUUGCUACAAGAUAUAGUUGUGUUCGCAGACAGUUUGGUGGAAAGAAAGGAGGCCUUGAAACACAGGUGCUUGAUUACAAAACACAACAAGCUAGGCUAUUCCCUUUGUUAGCUUCUGCUUAUGCUUUCCGAUUUGUUGGUGAAUGGUUGAAAUGGCUUUACAUGGAUGUCAUGAAAAGAUUACAAGCUGGUGAUUUUUCAACAUUGCCUGAGGCUCAUGCGUGCACUGCAGGCUUGAAAUCCUUGACUACUUCAGUGACUGCUGAUGGGAUUGAAGAAUGCCGUAAAUUAUGUGGUGGCCAUGGUUACCUUUGUAGCAGUGGUCUCCCCGAGUUAUUUGCUGUCUAUGUUCCUACCUGCACUUAUGAAGGAGACAAUGUUGUGUUGAUGUUACAGGUGGCGAGGCAUCUCAUGAAGACUAUAGCUAAAUUGGGCUCUGGAAAAAGGCCUGUUGGUACAACAGCUUAUAUGGGACGAGUGGAACUACUGAUGCAAUAUCAAUCUAAUGUUCAGAAAGCCGAGGAUUGGUUGAAGCCUAAUUUUGUCCUGGAAGCAUUUGAAGCUAGGGCUGCUAGGAAGUCGGUUGAUUGUGCUAAAAAUCUUGCCAAGUUUUCCAAUCCUGAGGAGGGUUUCCUAGAACUUUCGGCUGAGCUGGUUGAGGCAGCAGUUGCUCAUUGCCAGUUGAUUGUUGUUUCCAAAUUUAUUGAGAAGUUGCAGCAAGAUAUACCCGGAAAGGGAGUGAAACAGCAGUUAGAAAAUCUUUGUAUCGUUUAUGCCCUGAAUCUUCUUCGUAAGUAUUUGGGUGAUUUUCUUUCAACUGGCUGCAUCAAUGCCGAACAGGCAUCACUUGCCGGUGAACAGCUAAGGUCCUUGUAUUCCCAGCUGCGUCCGAAUGCUGUUGCGCUAGUUGAUGCGUUUAACUACACCGAUCACUACCUUGGUUCGGUUCUUGGCCGCUACGACGGAAAUGUGUAUCCAAAGCUGUACGAGGAGGCAUGGAAGGAUCCAUUGAAUGAUUCAGUUGUGCCAGAUGGUUUUCAGGAAUAUGUUCGACCCAUGCUGAAGCAACAACUUCGUAAUGCUAGACUGUAACAAGUUUAUGACUGGAUAGUUUAAUGGCAAAAAAUAAGGUUUUUUCUUUUAGGUGAAGUGGCAAAAAAUAAGUUAUCGAUACUUUAAAAGGUAGUGAAGGGAGGUUGUUGUGACUUUGGGUCGGAAUUCUUUAUUCGCCCAUCCCAUUCCAAGAACCGGAGAAAAAAAAAAAGGAAAAGAAAAGGUUUCUGAUUUAAUUAAUAUUAUUAUUUGGGA
This is a messenger RNA of Arachis duranensis, 2306 nucleotides long. Its product is annotated as peroxisomal acyl-coenzyme A oxidase 1. Lineage: Eukaryota; Viridiplantae; Streptophyta; Magnoliopsida; Fabales; Fabaceae. Gene Ontology annotation, biological process: long-chain fatty acid metabolic process; fatty acid beta-oxidation using acyl-CoA oxidase; lipid homeostasis. Gene Ontology annotation, molecular function: FAD binding; fatty acid binding; acyl-CoA oxidase activity. The record is from RefSeq and is a predicted model, not a curated record. Gene Ontology annotation, cellular component: peroxisome. The transcript has 14 exons. The coding region runs from base 96 to 2090 and encodes 664 amino acids.